Trematomus bernacchii (emerald rockcod) is the source of this 1228-nucleotide messenger RNA. RefSeq names its product heme oxygenase 1a (gene hmox1a). The coding region runs from base 83 to 907 and encodes 274 amino acids. NCBI's taxonomy places the organism in Eukaryota, Metazoa, Chordata, Actinopteri, Perciformes, Nototheniidae. The transcript has 5 exons. The record is from RefSeq and is a predicted model, not a curated record. Gene Ontology annotation, molecular function: heme binding; heme oxygenase (decyclizing) activity. Gene Ontology annotation, biological process: response to oxidative stress; heme catabolic process; heme oxidation.
AGGACCGAGCAGCCUUCAGUUUAUCACAGGUGCAUUUCAACAUUUUUAAAUACAGAGCAACCAUUUGUUCCAGUCUGCAGAGAUGGAGACCAUGAAGAGUGCCAGGAAGAAUGAUACAGAGGACGUCGGCAGUGAUUUAUCGGAGCAGAUUAAAGCAGCCACUAAGGACAGUCAUGUGCGAGCUGAAAACACCACGCUGAUGCUGGACUACCAGAAAGGGAAGAUCACCCUGCCUCAGUACAAGCUGUUGCUGUGCUCGCUGUAUGAGAUCUACAGAGCUCUGGAGGAGGAGCUGGACAGAAACGCUUCACAUCCCGCCGUCGCUCCCAUCUACUUCCCUCAGGAACUCGCUCGUCUGCAAACUCUGGAGAGAGAUCUGGAACAUUUCUUCGGCUCCGAGUGGAGGCAGAGGGUGAUCGUUCCUGCAGCCACGGUCAGAUACCAGGAGAGAAUACGGAGGAUCGGUGCAGAGAGUCCUGAUCUGCUGGUGGCUCACGCCUACACCCGUUACCUGGGCGACCUGUCAGGGGGUCAGGUGCUGGGGAAGAUUACCCAGAAGUCCUUGGGGCUGAGCAGUAAAGAUGGACUGUCGUUCUUCUCGUUCCCCGACGUCAGCAGCCCUCAUCGCUUCAAACAGCUGUACAGGAGUCGCAUGAACAGCAUCGAGCUGACGGAGGGGAGGAGGGAGGAGAUGCUGAGGGAGGCAAACACCUCCUUCCUGCUCAACAUCCAGGUUUUUGAUGACUUGCAGAAAAUGCUGAGUGUCACAACAACAGAAGCCGAGGACCAAUCAGAGGGCAACGCUGUCAAAUCCAAAAACAUGUUCCCGUCUUUACCCAGCAUGCAAUUCACCGUGGGAGUGUGUGUUGCACUGGCCACGGUUGGAUUGGGAUUCUACGCUUUGUAGAGGCUCCAUUUAUAUAUAUAUAUAUAUAUAUAUUAAUGUGACUCAUAGAGUUGCAGACAGGUUCAUCGUCUUCCUUGUUAUAACAUAAAAAACAUGGCCAGUAUUUUAGGAGUUAAGUCGUUGAUCAAUGUAUAUAUUUUUUGAAGGAUUGUGUACUUGUUUGUUGGAUUUUCUGUACAUGUGUUUCAAAUUUAGGACAAACCUUUAUUGAGCCCCUGGGGGAAAUUCAGUUUUCCACUCAGUAUUGAACAGAGGUGUAAAGUAAUUAAGUACAUGUACUCAAGUACUGUACUUAAGUUUAAUGUUGAGGUACUUGUACUU